Molecule: messenger RNA, 564 nt
Organism: Cutaneotrichosporon cavernicola
Lineage: Eukaryota; Fungi; Basidiomycota; Tremellomycetes; Trichosporonales; Trichosporonaceae
Exons: 5
Coding region: 1-564 (187 amino acids)
Source: RefSeq, a predicted model, not a curated record
AUGAUCGACCGCUCCCAGAUUCCCAUGCUCUAUCCCGCCCCGAUGCAGCUUGAAGUCGUGCCAGGCUUCGCUGUCGGGAUCCAGGUGACCUUGGUCCUCAAGGAGACAUUUGACAACUUUUCAAUCCGCGACCUCGACGACCAGCCCGUUCUCAAUGUCAAGAGCCGCUUCGGCCUGGCUCGACGAAAGGACUUCGUUGACAACUAUGGCAACACGGUAUUCAGCUUGAAGGGCAAAAAGUACACGUUCACGGGCAUGGACUCGAACCAGCGCGAGGUCCUCUCCGUCCACAGCCCCGUUGUGAGCGCCGACACAAAGCUUGAUGCCACGGUGAUCAACACCCUCACCCACAGCCACGAGACGGUCACAAUUACUGGGAGAUGGCCCGGCGAUAUCGUCGAGAUCUUCUGGCAAGGCCACCUCAUUGCCUUGAUCAUGCGUCAGUUUACGAAGCGCGAUAUUGUGGGCCAGAACACGUAUAUUAUGACAGUCGCGCCGAAUGUCGACUUGUGCAUCAUGGCCGCGUUGUGUGUUUGCAUGGAUGAGCGACGCGAGGCGACCUAA